Messenger RNA from Raphanus sativus (radish), 501 nucleotides. RefSeq lists its product as uncharacterized. The transcript has a single exon. Lineage: Eukaryota; Viridiplantae; Streptophyta; Magnoliopsida; Brassicales; Brassicaceae. Bases 32 to 409 code for a protein of 125 amino acids. The record is from RefSeq and is a predicted model, not a curated record.
UUCUCAAAGACAAGAACACUCUCUGCUUUUAAUGGCCACAGAUCAAGAAAAUCUACUCUCUGAUGAUUACGAGAAAACGGCGCCGUUUUGCGGGUGUGGGUAUCUCCGUAGGUUCCAGGUGUUCCGGUGGCGAAGAGUAGGAGGAGGAGACGGUGGCUGGAGCGGUGACUUGCAGGAAGAAAGAAGCGAAAGCUGGUGGAGCAGGAAACUUAAGGUGCUAAAGGAGAUUUCUGAGAAAAUUGCGGGACCAAAGUGGAAAAACUUUAUAAGAAGUUUUAGCAAGAAGAAGAAGGUGAAGAGGGAUGUGGAUUUCACGUACGAUCUUGAAAACUACAGUCUUAAUUUUGAUGAGGGAGGUGAUAAUCCUUCACCGGAGAGGUAUGUAGCUCCGGUUGUUAUUAAAGUUUGAUACUUUUUUGGUAUUUAUCUCUCCUUUUGUAACUAUUUUUAUUGAUUGUGUUGUUAUAUGUUAAUACAAAUAUACAUAAGGGUUAACUAUAA